AUGGCUUGGCAGCCUAAUCUGACUUCAACGGCUAAACAAAAGUCUGUUUUAUACGUGGAGUAUAGUAAUUUAAUAAAAGAGUUAGGCCAUUAUAUGCCGCAAUUUAAAGCAUCGGUUAAAGAUUUACAAGAGCCAUCGCAAACAUUUGUGACCAAUUUUUACACAGAAGUAUUAAAUGAAUUCUUCUGUGAUGUGAAUAAUUUGACAGAGGUAAUAUACUAAUACAUUUAUUCAUUAAAUCAAAACUUAUUGACAUUUAUAAUGAUAAAAAUAUUUGCAACUCCCCUAGAAGCAUGACUUGUAAUUGGGAUAUUUAACAUAAUUUGAUCAAUAGUAUAAUAAUAGUAUACUAAUACAUAAUAAUAUACUGAAUCAAAAACAUAACUAUAUGUAAAAUCUAUUGUUUUUUUUUAAAUGUAGGUAAAAAUAUAAUUUUGUGACUGGACAAAUUUUGAAAUAAUUUUAUACUUUGUUUUCAGAUUCAAGUUACUCAAAAUCUCAAAUAUUGUGAUAUGUAUAGUGAAACUGUACCAGUAUUGAAUAUGUGUACAGCUUUAAGAUAUAUUUAUUCAAAAUUAGGAAUAGAUGAUUUUGGUUUGAAUGAUAUAUGUGAUCCAAGUAAGGUUAUAAUAUAUAUUUAUUAUUGAUUAAAAAAAUAUUGAAUUGUCUCAUGAAAGAUUGAUCACAGUAUACAUAAAGUGUGUCAAUAUAAUAUAAGGGAUUAAUUGUCUUAAAAGUAUUAACUUUUUGGAUUUUUAAGGUUCUAAAAGGACAUAUGGGUUACUUCAGACUAUGCUGAACUUCAUUAAGUACAGUGAUGUUAAAAUACACGAUGUUGACGAAAAAAUGAAAGCCAUCAGAAAUAUGAAAGAUACAAUUGACAAAACAAAACAACAAAAAGAAAUCAUUAAAAACAGUAUCAAUAAAAUGUUAUGUGAACGUAAACAGCGAGGAAUUGAAAUUAAAACAGUAAACUAAAUUCUUAGAAAAUAACUUCUAAUAUUAAAAAUAAAAAAUUCCAUUCUUUAUAAUUAAACUAAAAUCUUUGUCAAUAAAAUCAAAUAAUUUUACAGUGCAAUAUUGAUGUUUUCAUUUAGAAGUAAAACAACAGACAUUGUUUGAGCAUUGUAUUUUUUUUAUUAUUUAAUUUGAACACUUUUUUUCUAAUUAGCUUACAGAGGAAUUGAAGAUUGGCAAGUCUGAAUUAAUGAAUAUUCAGAAACGUAAGAUUGAAAUGGAAAAUGAAUUAAAUAAAGUAAAACAAGAACAAGAUACAAUUGAGAGCAAAUGUUUUAAGCUAUGUGAACUAAAAAAUAAUGUAAUUUAUUUAUUUUUGUUAUGAUUGAUAUUAAAUAAUUAAUAAUUAGUUUACAAAAACCUAAAUAUUAACUUUUCUUAUCUACUAUAAGUAAUUAAAAACAAAAUACAAAUAAACCAAAAAUAUAUAAAAUGUUGUUUUAGAUCAUAAGAGAUAUUAAUGCUCUCAGAGCUCAAAUUGUUGAAGCACCAGAUAUAUUGAAAGCUGAUCAUGAACGUCUCAAAAGGUUGAAAAAUGAAGUAACUGAAAGAAAAACUUUAACAAUGGCACAAAUUAGUGCAAAAAAACAAACAGUUUUAAUUAUGGAACAAGAAUUAGAAGCACAAGAAAAACGAUUACGUUUGUUAACAGAUGUUACUGAAAUGAAUAAAAUUAUAUCGUAUGUAGUAUUUACUUAUAUUUUUAUAUUAUAAAGUGGACAAUGUUUCUGUUUUUAGUUUUUCCAAUUAUAUUUAUAUUAUCGACAGCAAUAAACUAAAACUUAUAACAUUUAUUUUUUCAUAAUUUUAUGUUUAAGUUAUUUAAACAUUAUGUUUUAUUUUUGUUUAGCAAAUUAACACAUGAUAAUGAGAAAACAAUGCAAAACAAAGCAGAAAUAGUCGAGUCUUCUGAAAUCUUGAAAGAGAAAAUUGAAUUUUUAGAACAUGAAUGUGCUGAUAUUAAAAAUAAAAUUGAUUGUACUGUUAAAGACAUAGAACAAGAAGUAAAUUCCCUCAAGUCUAAAUAUGAUGCAUUAUCUAAGUAAGUAAUAAUAAAUAAAUUAUUAUACAUAAUAAUUAAGAUGCAGUUAUUUUAAAUACAUUUUGUAUGAAUGUAUAUAAUGUUUUUAACUAGUAUAAUUUGGAUUUAAUUUUUAGUGAGAUUACUGGUUAAGUAUUUGGUAUUUUUGGAUAUAUUUUUUUAUUUACAUUCCAAAUAUUAUGAUUUAUGAUUAUUGAAAAUAAACUCAAUUUUAUAAUGUGCAGUUUCUGAUAAAAUUUUAGAUCUAAUAAGUGUACUUAGAGAGGUCAUAAUUAUAAAAUUAGGGAAUGUACAACACAUUUUUGGUGAAAUUUUCUCUUUCACAUCUCCUCUGAUCUAUUAACUAUUGGCCUCCUUGGUCCUAACUUUCCACUAUGAAAAAAUUAAACUCUUAUUUUUAAUAGUAAACAAAAAUAUUUGUUUCUUGUGAUAAGAUGUAAAAAAAAAUAAUAAAUAUUUACAAAGCUAUUAAUAUUGGUAAACAUGGUGGGACACUGUAUUAUGUUAAAUUUAGAACCGUUCAAUAAUAAUAAUUUUAAUUUGAUUAAUACUUGUGUUUUAGAGAAAAAGAUGAAACAAUAAAACAAAAAAGUUAUCGUUGUGAAAUUAUUCAAUCAAUAGAAGACGAAAUUAAUAAUUGUUAUUCCCGUAAAACAGAAAUUGAACUUGAUGUAGCUAACAUAAUGCAAAAUUUCAGAGUUGUCAGGGAUAAAUUAACACAAAUGGUAUGAAUGAAUGUUAAUUUCAAAAUAUAUUUAUAAUUUUUUUAUAUUAAUUAUUUUUCAGCAAAAUGAAUAUGCAACAAGAGCAUUAAAAAACAACAAAAUAAUAUAA
Cinara cedri is the source of this 2893-nucleotide messenger RNA. NCBI's taxonomy places the organism in Eukaryota, Metazoa, Arthropoda, Insecta, Hemiptera, Aphididae. The record is from the annotation of a GenBank genome assembly.